Molecule: messenger RNA, 1911 nt
Organism: Cadophora gregata
Lineage: Eukaryota; Fungi; Ascomycota; Leotiomycetes; Helotiales; Ploettnerulaceae
Product: succinate dehydrogenase flavoprotein subunit
Exons: 4
Coding region: 1-1911 (636 amino acids)
Biological process (GO): mitochondrial electron transport, succinate to ubiquinone; tricarboxylic acid cycle
Molecular function (GO): succinate dehydrogenase (quinone) activity; electron transfer activity; flavin adenine dinucleotide binding
Source: RefSeq, a predicted model, not a curated record
AUGAAGAGACAUUUCCGGCUACCGAGGAUAAAACUUUCUCCCUGCCCAAGUGUAAAUCGGAGGACGUUCGUUUCUCAAGCACAGAGAAGAAGGGCAACAACUGCAGCUGAGGGUUUGGGAUUAAGCUACCCGGUUGUUGAUCAUCAUUAUGACGCAAUCGUCGUUGGAGCAGGAGGCGCAGGCUUGAGAGCUGCUGUUGGACUCGCCGAAUCAGGACUUGAGACUGCAUGUAUCAGCAAGCUAUUUCCCACACGAUCCCAUACGGUAGCAGCUCAAGGAGGAAUAAAUGCUGCUCUGGGGAACAUGACAGAAGACGAUUGGAAAUGGCACAUGUAUGACACAGUCAAAGGCAGCGACUGGCUCGGUGAUCAAGAUGCAAUUCACUACAUGACAAAAGCUGCUCCAACGGCGGUAUACGAGCUCGAAAACUACGGGAUGCCAUUUUCUCGCACGGAGGAAGGAAAAAUCUACCAGCGUCCUCUGGGAGGCCAGUCCCUCAAGUACGGCAAAGGCGGACAGGCAUAUCGUACAGCUUGUGCAGCAGACCGAACAGGUCACGCCAUGCUACAUACGCUAUAUGGCCAAUCGCUGAAAGCAGAAACGAACUUCUUCAUUGAGUAUUUCGCGCUCGAUCUGCUUAUGGUUGAUGGAGCUUGUGUAGGCGUUGUAUGCCUGAGCAUGGAGGACGGUACGAUCCACCGCAUGUUUGCGCGGAAUACCGUUCUUGCGACAGGUGGGUAUGGAAGAGCGUAUUUCAGCUGCACGAGUGCACACACGAGUACUGGCGAUGGCAAUGCGAUGGUCGCACGAGCUGGACUGCCGAAUCAAGAUAUGGAAUUUGUGCAGUUCCAUCCGUCUGGGAUUUACGGCGCCGGGGUUCUAAUCACCGAGGGUGCAAGAGGAGAAGGGGGGUUCUUGCUGAAUGGUGAGGGGGAGAGGUUCAUGGAGCGGUAUGCACCUACGGCUAAGGAUCUUGCCAGUCGGGACGUGGUGAGUCGGAGUAUGAAUAUGGAGAUUCGGGAGGGGAGAGGAUGUGGUGCAGAGAAGGAUCAUAUCUACUUGCAGUUGAGUCAUUUACCGAAGGAGAUGAUUCAUGAGAGGCUACCUGGCAUUGCAGAAACUGCAAAUAUCUUUGCUGGGAUUGACAUCACGAGGGAACCGAUUCCAGUUUUGCCCACGGUACAUUAUUGUAUGGGAGGUGUGCCCACGAACUGGAAAGGUCAAGUCAUCUCUAUCGGUGAAGAUGGGAGCGAGAAGGCUGUCGAGGGAUUAUAUGCUGCCGGUGAAGCAGCUUGUGUUAGCGUCCAUGGUGCGAACAGGUUGGGUGCCAACUCACUGCUUGAUAUUGUGGUGUUUGGGCGAGCUGCAGCAUUGCACAUCGCAGAGAACAACGAAAAGGGUAUGCCGCAUUUGAAAGCACCAGACGACAUCGGGAGAGACUCACUCGCAGACAUGGAGAAGAUUCGUAUGUCAUCCGGUGACAUGCCAAGUUCGAAGCUUCGAAUGGAUAUGCAGAAAGCGAUGCAAACAGACAUUGCGGUCUUCCGUACCGAGGAGUCAUUAUCGACAGGACAUUCGGCUGUGCAGAAGGUUGAAAAGGACUUUGCUGAGCGAUUGAGUGUGUCAGACCGAAGUUUAAUAUGGAACAGUGAUCUAAUCGAGACAUUGGAGAUGAGGAAUCUACUAACCUGUGCGAGCCAAACGGCAAAGAGUGCAUUGAUGAGGAAAGAAAGCAGGGGAAGUCAUGCUAGAGAGGACUUUGGGGAGAGAGAUGACAAGGAGUUCUUGAAGCAUACUUUGAGUUGGCAAAGAGAAGGCGAAGAUGUGAGGAUCGGUUAUCGGGACGUUGUUUUGAAGACUUUAGACGAGAAGGAGUGUCCAAGUGUUCCACCUAAUAAGAGAUCUUAUUAG